Messenger RNA from Seminavis robusta, 663 nucleotides. The record is from the annotation of a GenBank genome assembly. Lineage: Eukaryota; Bacillariophyta; Bacillariophyceae; Naviculales; Naviculaceae.
AUGACAAAACAAUCAACCCGAUACUGCUUUACAUUGAACAAUUACACUGACAAUGACAUUGAGCUUUUAAGGGACUUCUAUGCAAAUUAUUGCAAAUACCUAGUAUACGGCAAAGAAGUAGGAGAACAAGGCACCCCCCACCUCCAAGGAUUCUUCACGUUGAAGACAAAGCUGUCCAUGCCAGCUGUUCAUAAAGCUCUAGGAACCAAGUCCAUUGCUCUUUUGGUUGCUUCGGGCACGUCUUUCCAAGCCGCCACCUAUUGUAAGAAAGGCCAACAAACCAAAGAAGAAUGGAACUCACUUAAAGACUCUGGCCCCAACCACGGCCUUAACUUCAAAGGAGAAGAAUUUGGUAGUAUCCCCUCACCGGGAAAACGUGUCGACCUAGACCUUCUGUGCGAAGCAGUUGAAGAAGGCAAAUCCUUGUUAGAAGUAUCUAAGAUUCACCCAGCGUCAUAUGUCCGUAAUUACCGAGGUCUGGCAAACCUCCAAGCCUUGAACACUAAACCCUAUGAACAUGAAACAGUCCGUGGAGUGUACUACUGGGGACUCCUGGUACAGGUAAAUCCCAUACAGCCCGCAGUCUAUGUCCUGAAUCACUAUACAUUAAACCCCAAAGCAAAUGGUGGGAUGGAUAUGCCAGUGAAUCACACGUCCUCUUAG